AGCAAGACAGUCAAGUUUAGCCUAGCCCUGGACGCGCCGAUCAGGAAACAUCGAGGCUGCCGCAGUGAAACAAACAGAAAGAUUAGGAUCCGUACAGAAGUUUUAAACCGGCAAAGAAACUAUAUUUCAUGUGAAAUUAUUGCGGCAAGAUACAGUAAAGCGCGUUUAUUCCCUGCUCAAGUCAUUUCCCCCCCGGUUGGAUAAGCGGAGCUUUGCGAGCCUCACAAACAUUGAGCAUCAACCCUGGGGAAUUUUAACCAGCGACUCUAAACGUUGGACAUUGGCUGAGAGACGAGCGAUUCGAGUCAGGGUGUAGUGGUGCUCCCGCUCCCAGGCUCCAGGGCCUCUGGUGGCGGCGAGGAUGAAGCGCUUCAGGCGACACGGGCAGGAGAGCCAGAGGGACCGGCUGAAGCAGGACCUCUACCAGUUCAACAAGACAGUGGAGCAUGGCUUCCCCCACCAGCCCAGCGCUCUGGGCUACAGCCCCUCGCUGCAGCUCCUGGCCAUCGGGACUCGCUCCGGAGCCAUCAAACUCUACGGAGCCCCAGGCGUGGAGUUCAUGGGCCUGCACGACGAGAACGCCGUGGUCACACGGGUCCACUUCCUCCCCUUCCAGCUGGAGCUGGUGACCUUGCUGGAUGACAACAGCCUUCACAUGUGGACCCUGAGGGCCCACAAGGGCGUGUCUGAGCUGCUGGAGAUCGGACGCUUCACGCUGACCGGACCGCCAGGGGCUCCCCCCAGCGUUACCAGGGUAACGUCGGUGCUGGCCCACUCAUCAGGAGAGCUGCUGCUGCUGGGGACGGAGGGGGGGCACGUCUUCGUGGUGGAGGUCCCUGGCUUCCGGGAGCUGGAGGAGAGGAACAUCAGCCUGGACCAGGUGGCCAACAGUGUACCAGAGGACUACAUCGGUCGGAGGAACCUGGAGCACGUGGAGACCCUGCAGGAGAACCCGGUGGACCCCAACCAGGUGGUGAUCGGCUACGGCCGCGGCCUCAUGGUGGUCUGGGACCUGGAGAAGCACCAGGCCGUCCAGCACAUCCCCGCCACGCAGCAACUGGAGAGCACCUGGUGGACGGAGGACGGCGGCCAUAUUCUCAGUUCCCAUAGCGACGGCAGCUACUGCCGGUGGACCGUCGGGGGGCAGAGUUCCAAGGACGAGGAGGAGAAGUCAGACAUUCCUUACGGCCACUUCCCAUGCAAGGCCAUUUCCAAAAUCGUCCAGCUACCCACAGAAGAAGGGCCUCCCUUCCUGCUGUUCAGCGGCGGCAUGCCCAGGGCCAGCUACGGGGACAGGCACUGCAUCAGCGUCAUCCACGGCAAGACGCACGUCGCGCUGGACUUCACCUCCCGCAUCAUCGACUACUUCGUCAUCAGGGACGGCCCGCUGCACACAGGCGACCCCGGAGCCCUGGUGGUGUUGGUGGAGGAGGAGCUGGUGGUGAUAGACCUCCAGACGGAGGGCUGGCCGGUCAUCCAGACGCCCUACCUGGUGCCCCUGCACAGCUCGGCCAUCACCUGCUCCCACCACGUCUCCGCCAUCCCCCUCAAGCUGUGGGAGCGCCUGCUGGCCGCGGGCCAGCUGCAGAUCACACACUACUCCCCCAAGCCGUGGCCCAUCACAGGGGGCCAGAACCUGGGUCAGGACCCCCCCCAGAGGGAUCUGCUCCUCACAGGACACGAGGACGGGACGGUGCGGUUCUGGGACGCGUCGGGGGUGUGCCUGUACCCCAUGUACAAGCUGAGCACCGCGGGGGUCUUCCACACUGACGCAGACCCCAACGACAACAUGAACCAGAGCUCUGAAGGAGAGUGGCCUCCCUUCAGAAAGGUGGGCUGCUUCGACCCCUACAGCGACGACCCUCGGCUGGGCGUCCAGAAGAUCCACCUGUGUAAAUACAGCGGUUACCUGACCGUCGCCGGCACUGCAGGACAGAUCCUGGUGCUGGAGCUCAACGACGAGGCAGCUGAGCAGACGGUGGAGGCCAAGAUCGUUGACCUACUGCAGGGGCAGGAGGGCUUCCGCUGGAAGGGCCACACGAGGCUGGACGUGCGGGAGGAGCCGGUGCUGUUCCCUCCCGGGUUCCAGCCCUUCGCCCUGGUGCAGUGCCAGCCGCCCGCCGUGGUCACCGCCCUCACGCUGCACUCGGAGUGGAAGAUGGUGGCGUUCGGCACCAGCCACGGCUUCGGCCUCUACGACUACCAGCAGAAGAACUCUGUGCUGGUCAAGUGCACCCUGAACCCCAGCGACCAGCUGGCCAUGGAGGGCCCUCUGUCGCGGGUGAAGAGCAUCAAGAAGUCCCUGCGCCAGUCGUUCCGGAGGAUCCGCCGCAGCCGCGUGUCCCUCAGGAAACACCACGUCACCAACGCCGCCAAGCUCCAGGAGGCCAACGCCCGCCUGGAGGCAGAGCUGGCGGAGAUGGAGCUGGCCCCGGUCCAGAGGAAGAUCGAGGCCCGCUCCUCUGAGGACUCCUUCACCGGCCUCGUGCGGACGCUCUACUUCGCCGACACCUUCCUGUCAGACAGUUCUCACAACAGUGCCUCGUUAUGGGCGGGGACUAACGGCGGCUCAGUGUUCGCGUACAUGAUCCGCAUGCCGUCGGUGGAACACCGCGCCGACGAACCCAUCACCGCACACCCCGCCAAGGAGAUCCAGCUGAUGCACCGGGCCCCCGUGGUGGCCAUCGUGGUGCUGGACGGGCACGGCUCCCCCCUCCCCGAGCCCCUGGAGGUGGCCCACGACCUGGCCCGCUCCCCCGACAUGCAGGCCUCCCACCAGCUGCUGGUGGUCUCCGAGGAGCAGUUCAAGAUCUUCACGCUGCCCAAGGUGAGCGCCAAGAUGAAGCUGAAGCUGACGGCGCUGGACGGCUCGCGGGUGCGGCGGGUGGGCGUGGCCUGGUUCGGCAGCAGCCGUACGGCCGACGCGGGCGAGAGCGGCCUGGUGGUGCUGACCAACCAGGGCGACCUCAACGUGGUGUCGCUGCCCUCCGUCAAGAUGCAGGUGCAGCACCCCUGCAUUCGGCGCGAGGACGUCAGCGGCAUCGCGUCCUGCGUGUUCACCAAGCACGGCCAGGGCUUCUACCUGAUCUCGCCCUCUGAGUUCGAGCGCUUCUCGUUGUCGGCCCGCAACGUGGUGGAGCCCCGCUCGCUGGUGGAGGUCCCCGCCAACGCCACCGCGGCCAGCAAGCGCCGAGCGGCGCCCGACGGAGCCUCCGCCGACAAUGGAAACGCCAGGAGGGACGACGCGGACACAGAGAGCACUGCUAGGAGCGUUAUGGAACACGCUCUGCUGAAUGAUGAGCAGGUCCUCCAGGAGAUCCAGAAGUCACUAGAAGGAGAGCCCACACUGAGCUAGCGCCCGGAGCCCCCGCCUCCUGACGUUCCUCCAGACCAACGAUACUACUACUACAACUAGUCCUAGUGCGGCUAGCCCUGCCGCUAGUCCUAGUUCUACUACCACUACUGACCCAGCGACCCGCGACCUGCAGCCCCUCCCCAGGGACCCCCAGACGGCCGUGGUCCGUCUUCCCUCCAGGACUACGGACUCCUCUGGGCAGCCCUGUCGGCCAAUCAGGACGGAGCAGGGGAGGGACCACCGCCUGUGCCUAGAGACCAGACACUGCAACCCACCCUUCCCUAUAAACACACACACACACACACACACACACACAUGUGCGCGCGCGCUCAUGCUGAACUUUGUACCGCCACCCCCAUAAACGAGGACUGUAAAGUGGACGCUUUAACCCGCCGACCGACCCCUCCACCCAUAAAGUCCCUUAAAGCACAGGCCUUAGAAUUGGCUGUUCAAACAGAAGCAGGCUGCUCCAACUGCCACAACACCAUCACCACCACCACCUCCUCAACCAUAAUGCCCCCGUCAGCCUGACACCACCACCAGCCUUUGUCGGUUUCCUCUUCUACUGUGGAACUGGUUUGCCAAUCAACCAACCAAUCAAUCACUCGCCACGUGCUGCACAGUCCUGCUGGACCCCCAUUCCCACCCCCCACCCUCCACCCUUCCGAUCGCGACCCCACCCCCCAACCCCCACCCACGCAUCCACAUGGAUGCAGCGAAGCAAGGCCACGAUGACAAUGAUAAUUUUUGUGCCUAUUUUGGAUAGUAGUUUUUGAUAUUGUGAUGACAGACUAAAUCUUCCAGAUCGACGUGUAAUUCUAGGGAAAGGAAAAGGAUGUCCCAAAGUAAAAAAAAAAAAAGAAAUCAAAAGGAUGUGGCACAUAAACGGACACGGAAGAUUAUUUUAUUGUUCUCAUGUUUUGGGUUUUUUUGUUUUGUUUAUUAAGUUACCACAAUGACAGAAUCAAUCUGGCAUCUUACAAGCUUUUUCAUUGGAUCGCUUGCAGCCCGCCUACUUUUUCCCGUCCAAUCGUAUCACCCAUUCCAUCGAGCUGUAACCUGCCGCAGGUACUCAUCCAAUCAGGUUGGCCGGAUCGUGCGGCCAUUCUUGUUUUUGUUUUGUAGGGAAAACAAACUUUUUAUGGGGCUUUUAAUAUUUGUAUGUAAAUCGUUUUUAUGCCCGUAAUGAAUAAUGUAAUUUAGGAAUGUAAUUUUAAGAUAUUGUAGUGAAAUGUUUUAAUAUAUAUGUAUAUGGAUCUGUAUCUGUGUGUGGAACAGUGGGUCUAUUUUAACAAGGGCUUGGCUGCUAUUUAGUCUAAACUCACAAGGAAAUAUUUUGGUACUCUCUCUAAACAAAAGAUGCUGGGAAUUUUAGCAUUACGUGGCCUAGAAUAUAUUUUUGUAGCGAAUGAUUAAGUCCAAAAUCCCUAAUUUUUGUUUUUUUGUUUUUUAAAUGACUUUGAUUUGUAACUUCACACUACAGUUUUAUGCUGGAUAAUUAUUACAUGUUUUUUCACAAGAA
This is a messenger RNA of Gadus macrocephalus (Pacific cod), 4877 nucleotides long. It is a transcript of the gene llgl2, whose product is annotated as LLGL scribble cell polarity complex component 2. The record is from RefSeq and is a predicted model, not a curated record. The transcript is spliced from 26 exons. Gene Ontology annotation, biological process: establishment of spindle orientation; regulation of establishment or maintenance of cell polarity; cortical actin cytoskeleton organization. Bases 362 to 3355 code for a protein of 997 amino acids. Lineage: Eukaryota; Metazoa; Chordata; Actinopteri; Gadiformes; Gadidae. Gene Ontology annotation, cellular component: plasma membrane; cytoplasm; cortical actin cytoskeleton. Gene Ontology annotation, molecular function: GTPase activator activity; myosin II binding.